GUGUUUUUAUCUUUAUUUUAUUUUUCUUUUAUGUCCUUUCGUUCUUCUCAAACGAAAGUUCAUAUUUUUGCACACAAUCUAAGCAACAUCUCUGCCACAAAUUUUCUUCUUUAUAUUAUCUCUGCAUCAAAAAAAUUCAACCUCAAACUCUCAAGCUACAUCCAUGGCUUCAGGACCAUCAAUUCACGGUAACUACAUCUCCGAGGGACAUAAUUUGGGUUCCGAUGAUGUUUUUUGUUCAUACGAUGAUUAUACCAACGAGGGUUCUUCUUGUGCCACUCACAUCGAUUCUAGUAAGGAUUUUCACAUUUCAAGGAUGGCAAAAACUUCAACAUUUCCUGCUACUGUCAUUAAUUCACCUGAAGGUUCGUUAAGCCAAGAUGUUAUUGCAACAACUGUUGAGAAGAGUAUGAAAGCAUGUACCGCCAACCUUAUGCGGUUUCUUGAAGGAAUUAGUUCAAGGCUAUCACAAUUGGAAUUAUAUUGUUACAAUCUUGAUAAAUCAAUUGGAGAAAUGAGAUCUGAGUUAACUAGUGACCACGAGGAGGCAGAUUUAAAACUCAAAUCUCUUGACAAACACAUGCAGGAAGUACACAGGUCACUACAAAUUUUAAGAGACAAACAAGAGCUAGUUGAGACUCAGAAAGAAUUAGCCGUACUUCAACUUGCUCGGAAAGGAUCACAUUCCUCAAUCCACUCACAGUCAAAUGAGGAGAAAUUUUCCUCCCCAGCUUCCAUAGAACAGAAAAGAACUGAUAAUGCAUCUCGUACAUCACCUGAUCCACAUAACCAGCAGCUAGCUCUUGCCCUUUCUCAUCAAGUUGCAUACCAGCAACCGCCUAUACCCCCGUCAUCUCGAGCUUCAUCCCCAAAUGUGACCCAAACCACGCAACAACCUCCUUAUUACAUGCUGCCCGCGCCUUCCCCCAACCCGCCAGUCACAUCACAACUUCCUCAGAAUCAGUAUUUUCCUACUGAUCCGCAGUAUCGAUAUCAUCAUCCACCAACAUCGUCUCAAGUAACCCAGUCCCUGACUGCGCAACAAUUUUCUCAGUAUCAGCAGCAGCCACAACAGCAAUGGCCUCAACAGUUACCUCAGCAGGUACAACCUCUGCAACCACCCUCAAUGAACUCUCAAAUGAGACCUCCAUCAGUAAAUGCUUACGCUCCGUACCUUACAAGCCAAGCUUCAAGUCCACUUCCCACCGACACAUUGCCGAACAGCAUGCCAAUUCAAAAGCCAUAUUCAGGGAUUCCAACCCAAAUCAAGGGACACUAUCCAUCCCAACCAGGUAAUCCGUAUGGAACUAGUGGGGUCCACAACACACCUCCUCCUGCGAGUGCAUACGUGAUGCAUGAAAGUGAGGGUGGCAGAGUAAAUUACCCUCCGCAACCUUCUCAAUCUGCUCAAGGUGUAUAUCCUCCUCAAAGUGCUUCCGUUCAGAAUCCUGCACUGCAGAAUCUACCAGUGAGAAAUCCUAGCCAGCCACAACUUGUCCGCAGCCACCCUUACAAUGAGUUGAUUGAGAAUUUGGUGAGUAUGGGAGUUAGAGGCGAUCUUGUGGUAAGCAUUAUUCAGAGGUUGGAGGAAACUGGACAGCCUGUAAAUUUUAACUCUGUACUUGACAGGUUGAAUGUACAUAGUUCAUUGGGUCCCCAGAGGGGAUGGUCAGGGUGAAGAAUAUAUACUGCAUAUUCUGUUUGAAUAAUAAUGUCCGGCGAUAAUGUUCUAUAGUAUGUCAUGUAUGACAAUGAGCAAUGUUGUCUAGCAAUGUGCAUUGUACUUUUUUUGGCAAUGUGCACUGAACUAUAGUGUAUACCACGUUUGUAAUAUAUGAGAAUGAAAUUACUAAUAUAUGAUUUAAUGUUCUUUUCUUAAAAAAAUUAUUUAAUGUUGAUUCAAAUGAUAAUGUAGGAAUUAAUCUUGAUUCUGCAAGUUCAUCGAACAUUAGAAGGUAUCUGAGUUGCAGUUCAAAUUUGUUCUGAAUGUUCUGAUUCAGAUGAUUAGGGACACUACUGGAAGUUGCAUACUGUUUCUUAUGUUCUGAUAAUUUUUUAUUUUUUUUUGUUGAUUUGACAUGUGUGUUUCUUCAUUCUUGGUACCAUGGUUUGAUUUAUUCAUAUUGUUUUCUGCAUGGCUUUAAUAAGAAAGGAAUUCUUU
This is a messenger RNA of Trifolium pratense (red clover), 2161 nucleotides long. Its product is annotated as mediator of RNA polymerase II transcription subunit 15-like. Bases 164 to 1678 code for a protein of 504 amino acids. NCBI's taxonomy places the organism in Eukaryota, Viridiplantae, Streptophyta, Magnoliopsida, Fabales, Fabaceae. The transcript has 3 exons. The record is from RefSeq and is a predicted model, not a curated record.